Arachis duranensis is the source of this 1390-nucleotide messenger RNA. RefSeq lists its product as uncharacterized. The transcript is spliced from 3 exons. Bases 143 to 1198 code for a protein of 351 amino acids. The record is from RefSeq and is a predicted model, not a curated record. Gene Ontology annotation, molecular function: protein-folding chaperone binding. Gene Ontology annotation, cellular component: cytosol. Lineage: Eukaryota; Viridiplantae; Streptophyta; Magnoliopsida; Fabales; Fabaceae.
GAUAAAUCGUUUCAUCAUUUUCUUCAGUAUUAAGUCCAGCUUGUUAGCUAUUUGUAAUUGAAUUGAGUUGAACUCCGAAAACAAAACUUGCAAAUUGAUAUUAAAAGAACAAAAUCAAGUUGGUUGUUACAUUAGUGUGAUCAUGGGGGUAGACUACUAUAAGAUUCUGCAGGUUGAAAAGAGUGCCACAGAUGAUGACUUGAAGAAAGCUUAUAGAAAGCUUGCCAUGAAAUGGCACCCUGAUAAGAAUCCAAACAAUAAGAAAGAAGCCGAGUCUAAAUUCAAGCAGAUAUCCGAAGCCUAUGAGGUUCUGAGUGAUCCACAGAAGAGAGCAAUUUAUGAUCAAUAUGGAGAAGAAGGGCUAAAAGGGCAAGUGCCACCUCCAGAUGCAGCAGGUGCAGGUGGUGCUUCAUUCUUCCAAACUGGUAAUGGGGCAACAACGUUCAGAUUCAAUCCCAGGAAUGCAGAUGACAUAUUUGCCGAGUUCUUUGGAUUUUCAAGCCCCUUCGGGGGAAUGGGAGGUGGUGGUUCCGGUGCCGGUGCCGGUGCCGGUGCCGGCAUGAGAGGCGGUGGAACAAGGUCAUUUGGUGGAAUCUUUGGUGAUGAUAUAUUCAGUUCAUUUGGAGAAGGAAGGGCAAUGAGUCAGGGUCCACGGAAGGCACCUCCUAUAGAAAGAACAUUGCCUUGCACCCUUGAAGAACUUUAUAAGGGCACUACCAAAAAGAUGAAGAUCUCAAGGGAAAUUGCUGAUGCAAGCGGUAAAACUUUGCCGGUGGAGGAAAUCUUAACCAUAGAAAUAAAACCGGGGUGGAAGAAAGGGACAAAGAUAACGUUCCCGGAGAAAGGAAACGAGCAACCAAAUGUGAUUGCUGCAGAUCUUGUGUUUGUGAUUGAUGAGAAAGCACACCGUGUGUUCACAAGAGAUGGAAAUGACUUGGUUGUGACACACAAGAUUUCACUUUCUGAAGCUCUAACAGGUUACACUGUCCAUUUGAAAACUCUAGAUGGCAGGGUUCUUAGCAUUCCCAUAAACAAUGUGAUUCAUCCAAGCUAUGAAGAAGUGGUUCCUGGGGAAGGAAUGCCAAUUCCCAAAGAUCCUUCUAAGAAGGGUAACCUUAGGAUCAAGUUUGAUAUCAAGUUCCCAGCAAGGUUGACAUCUGACCAAAAGACUGGACUUAGGAAACUUCUGGGGCCAUAAUGGAAUUAGACCAGACUAUAUUAGAUUAGCCGUCUAAUCAUGUUGCAAAGUAUAUCUUUCUUGUGUAUAGUAAUCCUUGGUUUUUGACUUUUUGUACUGCGCUCUUUCAACAUGGUGCAUCAAGUUUAACAGAGUGGGUAUUCUCUUUUGGAUUCUUGAUUCGUUCCUCUUGUAUCCAAAUUUGAUAUAAGA